GGCCUUGCGGGCGGAUCGGGCGCUCAGCGGCAGAGGUGGUGGGAGGCGGCGGGAGCGCGGGUCUGGCCGGCCCUGGCGAUGGCGGACGCCGCGGCCUCCCCGGUGGGCAAACGGCUGCUGCUUCUGUUCGCGGAUACCGCGGCCUCGUCCUCGGCCUCGGUCCCCGCGGCGGCGGCGGGCGGAGAUCCGGGGCCUGCGCUGCGCACUCGGGCCUGGCGGGCCGGCACGGUGCGGGCCAUGAGCGGGGCGGUGCCCCAGGACCUAGCGAUCUUUGUGGAAUUUGAUGGCUGUAACUGGAAGCAACACUCCUGGGUUAAAGUUCAUGCUGAAGAAGUUAUUGUGCUUCUGCUGGAAGGAUCUCUGGUAUGGGCACCCCGGAAGGACCCGGUCCUUGUCCAGGGUACUCGAGUCUCAAUCGCACAGUGGCCAGCCCUGACUUUCACUCCCCUAGUAGAUAAACUUGGUUUGGGUUCUGUGGUUCCAGUUGAAUACCUUCUGGAUCGAGAGCUGCGUUUCCUGUCAGAUGCUAAUGGAUUACAUCUGUUUCAGAUGGGAACAGAUAGUCAAAACCAGAUUCUUUUGGAACAUGCUGCACUGAGAGAUACAGUUAAUGCUUUGAUUAGUGACCAGAAGCUGCAAGAGAUAUUCAGCCGAGGUCCCUACAGUGUCCAAGGUCACAGGGUCAAAGUAUACCAGCCAGAGGGGGAAGAAAGUUGGCUCUAUGGUGUUGUAAGCCAUCAGGACUCCAUCACCCGCCUUAUGGAGGUCUCUGUAACAGAGAGUGGUGAGAUCAAGUCCGUAGAUCCCAGACUGAUCCAUGUGAUGCUGAUGGAUAAUUCAACUACUCAGAGCGAGGGGGGUACGUUAAAAGCAGUAAAAUCUUCCAAAGGAAAGAAGAAGAGAGAGAGCAUAGAGGGGAAAGAUGGCCGGAGGAGAAAAAGUGCUUCGGACUCUGGGUGUGACCCUGCAUCAAAGAAAUUAAAAGGAGACAGGGGUGAAGUAGACAGUAAUGGGAGCGAUGGAGGUGAGGCGAGCCGAGGGCCCUGGAAAGGAGGGAAUGCCAGUGGAGAGCCAGGGCUGGAUCAGAGAGCCAAGCAGCCACCGACUACAUUUGUCCCCCAGAUUAACCGCAACAUUCGCUUUGCCACUUACACCAAAGAAAACGGCAGGACUCUGGUGGUACAGGAUGAGCCUGUAGGUGGGGACACACCUGUACCUUUCACUCCAUAUUCUCCAGCCACAGGUCAAACACCUUUGGCCCCAGAGGUGGGUGGAGCCGAAAACAAAGAGGCAGGAAAAACAUUGGAACAAGUUGGCCAGGGCAUUGUGGCUUCAGCAGCUGUGGUCACUACCGCCAGCUCCACCCCAACCACGGUGAGGAUCUCAGACACUGGCCUUGCAGCAGGGACUGGGCCGGACAAACAGAAAGGCGGCCGGUUACAGGCCCCAGGAGAGAAUUCAAGAAAUACCGUUCUGGCCUCUUCUGGAUUUGGAGCAUCUCUCCCAAGUUCAUCACAACCUUUGACUUUUGGAAGUGGAAGGAGCCAGUCCAAUGGGGUUCUAGCCACAGAAAACAAACCGUUGGGCUUCUCUUUUGGCUGUAGCUCUGCACCAGAGUCUCAGAAAGACUCUGAUCUCUCCAAAAACUUGUUUUUUCAGUGCAUGUCCCAAACCUUACCCACCAGUAACUACUUCACUACCGUUUCAGAGAGUUUGGCUGAUGAUUCCUCCAGUCGAGACUCAUUCAAACAAAGCCUUGAGAGCCUCCUUGAGAGCCUGUGUAAAGGCAGAUCCACUCUUGGAGCAGACACUAAAUCAGGCUCUAAGGCUGGCAGCUCUGUGGAUCGGAAGAUGCCUGCAGAAUCCAUGCCUACCCUCACGCCAGCCUUCCCACGGAGCCUCCUAAAUCCCCGCACCCCAGAGAGUCAUGAAAAUCUAUUUUUACAGCCCCCUAAACUAUCCCGAGAAGAGCCCUCUAACCCUUUCCUUGCAUUUGUGGAGAAAGUUGAACAUAGCCCUUUCAGCAGCUUUGCAUCUCAGGCAUCAGGUAGCUCUUCCUCUGCUACCACGGUCACCUCUAAAGCCGCAGCCAGCUGGCCCGAGGCUCACUCCUCUGCAGAUUCAGCAUCCUUAGCAAAGAAGAAAACCCUCUUCAUCACAACUGACUCCUCUAAACUGGUGUCCGGUGUUCUGGGCUCAGCUCUUACCACCGGAGGUCCAAGCCUCUCUGCCAUGGGGAAUGGCCGCUCUAGCUCGCCCACCAGCAGCCUCACCCAGCCCAUUGAGAUGCCUACUCUCUCCUCCAGCCCCACAGAGGAGAGGCCAACUGUGGGGCCUGGGCAGCAGGACAAUCCCCUCCUCAAAACCUUUAGUAACGUCUUUGGCAGGCACUCAGGCAGCUUUCUGUCCUCCCCAGCAGAUUUUUCACAGGAGAACAAAGCUCCUUUUGAAGCUGUGAAAAGGUUCUCACUGGAUGAGCGAAGCUUGGCUUGCAGACAGGACUCGGACUCCAGUACCAACAGUGACCUGUCAGAUUUGAGCGAUUCUGAGGAGCAGCUGCAGGCCAAGACGGGCAUGAAGGGGAUUCCAGAGCACCUAAUGGGGAAGUUGGGCCCCAAUGGGGAGCGAAGUGCUGAGCUAUUGCUGGGCAAAGGCAAAGGGAAGCAGGCCCCAAAGGGCCGACCGCGGACCGCCCCCCUGAAAGUUGGCCAAUCAGUGCUGAAAGAUGUGAGCAAGGUGAAGAAGCUGAAACAGUCUGGAGAGCCCUUCCUGCAGGAUGGGUCCUGCAUCAAUGUAGCCCCUCACCUGCACAAGUGUCGGGAGUGCCGCCUGGAGCGGUAUCGGAAGUUUAAAGAACAGGAGCAAGAUGAUUCCACUGUGGCCUGCCGCUUCUUUCACUUCCGGAGGUUGAUCUUCACUCGGAAGGGGGUGCUCCGUGUGGAGGGAUUUCUGAGUCCCCAGCAAAGUGACCCUGAUGCCAUGAACCUGUGGAUUCCCUCUUCCUCCCUAGCAGAAGGGAUAGACCUAGAGACCUCAAAAUACAUCCUGGCUAACGUUGGGGACCAGUUCUGCCAGCUUGUGAUGUCCGAGAAGGAGGCAAUGAUGAUGGUGGAGCCACACCAGAAAGUGGCAUGGAAGCGAGCAGUGCGUGGUGUACGGGAGAUGUGUGAUGUAUGUGAAACAACUCUCUUCAAUAUCCACUGGGUUUGUCGCAAAUGUGGAUUUGGGGUCUGCCUUGACUGUUACAGGCUCAGAAAAAGCCGUCCACGCAGUGAGACAGAAGAGAUGGGUGAUGAAGAGGUUUUCUCCUGGUUGAAGUGUGCAAAGGGGCAGUCCCAUGAACCAGAGAAUCUCAUGCCCACACAGAUCAUCCCUGGCACAGCUCUUUACAAUAUUGGAGACAUGGUACAUGCUGCCCGGGGCAAAUGGGGAAUAAAAGCAAACUGCCCUUGUAUUAGUCGGCAGAACAAAUCUGUGCUGAGACCUGCUGUCACCAAUGGGAUGUCACAGCUUCCUAGCAUAAACCCUAGUGCCUCUUCUGGAAGUGAAACCACCUUCUCAGGCGGAGGAGGAACUGCAGCAGUAACAUCAGAGACCGACCAUGUUCCGAAAGCCGACAGCACUGAUAUCAGAUCUGAUGACUCUCUGAAAGCAGAGAGUUCAGCUUCAAAUAGCAAUAGUGAGCUAAAAGCCAUCAGGCCCCCUUGCCCCGACACAGCUCCCCCCUCUUCUGCCCUUCAUUGGUUGGCAGAUUUAGCAACUCAGAAGGCUAAAGAGGAAACAAAAGAAGCAGGGUCCCUGAGGUCGGUGCUCAGUAAAGAGUCUCAUUCACCCUUUGGGCUGGACUCGUUCAACUCCACUGCAAAGGUCUCUCCGUUGACUCCAAAGCUUUUCAACAGUCUGUUACUGGGUCCCACUGCCUCUAACAACAAAACUGAGGGCUCUAGCCUUCGAGACCUCCUUCACUCUGGGCCUGGAAAGCUUCCUCAAACCCCCUUGGACACAGGCAUACCCUUCCCCCCCGUCUUCUCUACAUCCUCAGCAGGAGUGAAGAACAAGGCCAGCCUACCCAACUUCCUUGACCACAUCAUUGCCUCAGUGGUAGAAAAUAAGAAAACCUCAGAUGCUGCAAAGCGGGCCUGUAACUUGACUGAUACCCAAAAGGAAGUGAAGGAGAUGGUGAUGGGGUUAAAUGUGCUGGACCCCCAUACCUCUCACUCCUGGCUCUGUGAUGGCAGACUUCUGUGUCUUCAUGACCCCAGCAACAAAAAUAAUUGGAAGAUCUUCCGGGAGUGUUGGAAGCAAGGCCAGCCAGUGCUGGUUUCAGGGGUACAUAAAAAGCUCAAGUCUGAACUCUGGAAGCCAGAAGCCUUUAGCCAGGAAUUUGGGGACCAGGAUGUGGACUUGGUGAACUGCAGGAAUUGUGCUAUAAUUUCUGAUGUGAAAGUUCGGGAUUUCUGGGAUGGCUUCGAGAUCAUAUGCAAGCGAUUAAGAUCGGAAGAUGGGCAGCCAAUGGUGCUUAAACUCAAGGACUGGCCUCCUGGGGAAGAUUUUCGGGACAUGAUGCCAACAAGGUUUGAAGAUCUAAUGGAGAACCUUCCCUUGCCAGAGUAUACCAAACGAGAUGGCAGGCUCAAUCUGGCUUCUAGGCUACCCAGCUACUUUGUAAGGCCGGAUCUGGGCCCCAAGAUGUACAAUGCCUACGGCUUGAUAACUGCGGAAGAUAGAAGAGUUGGCACAACAAACCUUCAUUUAGAUGUGUCUGAUGCAGUUAAUGUGAUGGUGUAUGUUGGGAUCCCCAUCGGGGAGGGUGCCCAUGAUGAAGAGGUACUCAAGACCAUUGAUGAGGGGGAUGCUGAUGAGGUGACAAAGCAGAGAAUUCAUGAUGGAAAGGAGAAGCCUGGUGCUUUGUGGCACAUCUAUGCAGCCAAGGAUGCAGAAAAGAUCCGGGAAUUGCUUCGAAAGGUUGGAGAAGAGCAAGGCCAAGAGAAUCCCCCUGAUCACGACCCAAUUCAUGACCAAAGUUGGUACCUGGACCAGACCCUCCGUAAGCGACUCUAUGAAGAGUAUGGUGUGCAAGGCUGGGCCAUUGUUCAGUUCCUGGGAGAUGCUGUCUUCAUACCUGCUGGAGCCCCACACCAGGUACACAAUCUAUACAGUUGCAUAAAAGUAGCAGAAGACUUUGUAUCUCCAGAACAUGUAAAGCACUGUUUCCGCCUGACACAGGAAUUCAGGCAUCUCUCUAACACUCAUACAAACCAUGAGGAUAAACUGCAGGUGAAGAACAUCAUUUAUCACGCAGUGAAAGAUGCUGUUGGCACCCUCAAGGCUCAUGAAUCCAAAUUGGCAAGGUCAUAGGCACGGAGAAACUCCAGACUCCCCUGUGAAGCAGGUCUUUCACUCACAACACAUACAGGGAACGGCGGGGCUUCUCUGCUGGAGCAGAGGCCCUUCACUUGGAGCCAGUGUGGUCAGUAUUAACAAACUCUCCAGCCACUCUUUUCUACGCUGCCUCAACACUGAAGGUUGACACAGGAAAGUCGCACUGUUCACACACACAGUUUCAGACUCCAAGCCAAGGGUGCCGCAUCCCCAUCCUGUGGUCUUUUGGGACUCUGAAUUGCCUGAACAUUGCUGGGCUUUCCUGCACAUUCUCGUGACUUGAGAUCCAUGGAAACUGGGAAUGUGGGCACACCUUUCUUUUCUUUUUUCUCUCGUGCCUAGUGAAGUGGGAAUGUGUUUGGAGGUAGGGGGAAUCCCAUAACUGGUACAAGUAGGGGCUAACUGCUUAAACAUGCCCGGUGGAAGCCUGACAGUGUCUUUGCACGUGACCUCUGAUAUAGCCCAUCCCAGGAGACGGGGUGAAGCCAUUCCCCACAAUCUCUCCCAUGAACACUGGAGUCUUACAGGACCCAGGGAGAAUCCACUGCUUUUCCCAGGAGGCUCCAGGAUUAGGAAAUGUGUGUAUUUAGUGAAAAAUAGGUUUGUAGUGAAAUAGUUACUAUUUCAUGAAAGUAGAUAUUUUUAGAAUUUUUGAAAUACCACAGUUGUUUUCCUGGAUUAUGAGGAAAGGCACAUUACAUUUAGUCUUCCUUUCGAUAAAAAUCUUUGAAAAAAUAUGAUUUUUAGAAAUCAGCUGCCCAUUAUAGCACAAAAUCAGCCAAAGCAGAAUUUAAAAGAAUUGGCUUUUUAGAAUUCUUUUAGUUUUCUUUCCCUCCCAUCUCAGUCAUAUCUUGAGGGAACAGCCAGUUGAGAAAGAACUUUGUCGUGUCUGAGCUGUGGUGUGUUUUACAAAUAUGCACACUCAUGACACAGGAACCAUUUUCACCUAUUACCAGCGUUCCCUUGGGACUCCUCUUACACUUCCAAAUGCGAAGGAAAGUUUGAUUUCCUACAUGAGGCUUUUGGUUUUUGGGUUUUUUGUCCAGAAAUAUUUUAAGCAAAACUUUCCAACUCUGUGGAGUUUUAUUAAGAAUUUAUUUGAAAAUUAUGGAAUUCAUUGGCCCAUAGAUACAUUGGAAAAUGUAUCUAUCUUCUUUCCAGCUGUACUGUAGUGCCCUGCAGGCUUGUUUAUAUGUUCACAGUUACUUUUUUUUUUUUUUUUAAUAAAAGUCAUUUACUGUAGAAUACUUUUAAUUUCACUUUCUGUAUUUUAAUUUUGUUGAAGGGCUGAUUGGGAUUUCCAUGUUCUUAUUAAAAAUCUAACAAAUCUGUUUGGAGUGGACUAAAUUCUUCCUGUGUCAGCCAUUCUAAAAAGUGAAGGCAGGUUGAAUGUGGGUUGAAGAUGGAGGAUGGUUCAUUUUCAUAUCUUCAUUACAUGCUGCUUCCGAUUACCCUUUGCUUCCUGAAUUUGAGCCUUUUUGAGAGCAGAAAGUGCCAGGUCAUUGUGGUCUGUGGGCUUGGGGGUGGGGGUGAAGGGAAAAGGUCACUUGAGUUAGAAGGUGGGAGAAAAGAUGGUUUUUCCACAGUUUAUGCUGUGUGAAUGGAAUGGGAAAGGUGAGGUCUUGAU
Messenger RNA from Enhydra lutris kenyoni (northern sea otter), 7009 nucleotides. Its product is annotated as lysine demethylase 3B. Gene Ontology annotation, cellular component: histone deacetylase complex; chromatin. The record is from RefSeq and is a predicted model, not a curated record. Gene Ontology annotation, molecular function: transcription coregulator activity; histone H3K9 demethylase activity; chromatin DNA binding. The transcript is spliced from 25 exons. Gene Ontology annotation, biological process: regulation of transcription by RNA polymerase II. Lineage: Eukaryota; Metazoa; Chordata; Mammalia; Carnivora; Mustelidae. The coding region runs from base 79 to 5358 and encodes 1759 amino acids.